This is a messenger RNA of Salvia splendens (bonfire salvia), 1073 nucleotides long. Its product is annotated as NADPH-dependent aldo-keto reductase, chloroplastic. The coding region runs from base 13 to 933 and encodes 306 amino acids. Gene Ontology annotation, molecular function: oxidoreductase activity. NCBI's taxonomy places the organism in Eukaryota, Viridiplantae, Streptophyta, Magnoliopsida, Lamiales, Lamiaceae. The record is from RefSeq and is a predicted model, not a curated record. The transcript has 7 exons.
GUGAGUAAAAAGAUGGCGAAAUCGAAUCGACAUUUCGAGCUGAACAAUGGCGCAAAAAUCCCGUCAGUUGGACUCGGCACAUGGAAGGCUGAUGACGGAGUCGUCGGCGACGCCAUCACCACCGCAAUUAAGGUUGGGUAUCGGCAUAUUGAUUGCGCUCAAAGAUAUGGCAAUGAGAAAGAGAUAGGUAAAACUCUUAAGAAGCUGUUUGAUGAAGGGGUGGUGAAGCGCAAAGAUUUGUGGAUUACUUCCAAGCUCUGGUGUUCUGAUCAUGCUCCAGAAGAUGUACCUUUGGCCUUAAACAGAACCUUGAGUGAUCUGCAGCUUGACUAUGUUGAUCUUUAUCUGAUGCACUGGCCUGUUAGCAUGAAGAAAGGUUCAGUAACUUUUGAUCCCGAGAAUCUCACUAAAGUCGACAUACCAAGUACGUGGGCAGCAAUGGAGUCACUCUGCGAUGCUGGCAAGGCUCGGGCAAUUGGUGUGAGCAAUUUCUCAUCCAAGAAGCUUGGGGACUUGCUAGACAUAGCUCGUAUUCCUCCAUCCGUCAAUCAGGUGGAAUGCCACCCUGACUGGCAACAGCAGCAGCUGCAUAGCUUCUGUCAAUCCAAGGGGGUUCAUCUAUCGGGAUACAGACCUCUUGGUAAUAUGCUUGAAAAUCAAGUAUUGAAUUUGAUUGGUGAGAAAUUGGGGAAGACUCCGGCACAAGUUGCUUUGCGCUGGGGUUUGCAGAUGGGCCACAGUUUGCUUCCAAAGAGCACUAAUGAGAAGAGGACUAAAGAGAACUUUGAUGUGUUUGAUUGGGCUAUUCCUCAAGAUUUGUGUGACAAGUUCUCCGAAAUUGAGCAGGUGAAAUUAGUCCCUGGGAAUACUUUUGUGCAUGAAACGUUGGGUUACUACAAAAACUUACAAGAGCUCUGGGAUGGUGAAAUCUGAGAGGGAAGUACUUUAUAAUCUCACUAGUAAGAACUAUUAAACUAGCUAAUCUCAAAUUGCAAAGAAAUAAGAGCAUCUCCAAUGGCGGACGUCCGGUCGGACGUGCGCGACGGGCGACCGGGACGUCCGCCAUUAUGGCA